CUGACACACUGAAUAUGUUUAUUGUUGAUGAGUCUCGUGUAGUCACUGUCCCACAUGCCCGAGGUAACGGGCAGCGAGUGUCUGGACACUUGGCAGCGAGUAUUUGGCCUUUGCCUCCACCGAGUGCGCGAUAGCAAAUCACGACAUCGCCCACAAGAAUGCAGGUAAACCUUGCAGUACUCGAGAUAAUAUUGAAGAAAUUCUGGAGCGUGAAUACUAGUAAUACGAGCGGCGACACCGAACUACAGAUGAAGAACGAUGGUGGGCCCGAAGAAUCAAAGCAGCCGAUCACGCCCCCUCCAGAAGGGUCAACUGAGGCUGGUGCAGAGUAUGGAGAGACGCGGGUAUUCAAGAAGCGUUGGCUGAUGCUGGGGCUCUUCUGUCUCUACUCCUUCAGCAACUCCUUCCAAUGGAUCCACCUCAACAUCAUCGCCAACGUCAUCUUGCGCUACUACAACACCAGCCUCCCAGGGGACACGCUACAGCAGGAGACCGCUGUCGAUUGGUUGUCUAUGGUCUACAUGCUGGCCUACGUGCCUCUAAUCUUCCCAGCCACGUGGCUGAUGGACAGUAAGGGUCUGAGGGUGUGUAACGUUGUUGGGUCGUUCCUCAACGCUGUGGGAGCGUGGGUGAAGUGUGGUAGCGUCAGCCCUGACCGAUUUGGCGUCCUCAUGUUUGCUCAGACAAUCUGCUCAGUGGCACAGAUAUGGGUCCUGGGCAUGCCAGCGCCUCUAGCGGCUGCCUGGUUUGGCCCGGAUGAAGUCUCGACAGCGACAUCUUUAGGCGUCUUUGGAAAUCAGGUAGGUGCUGCAGUCGGGUUUCUCCUCCCUCCCGUCCUCGUGCCCAACUCCCCCGACCUGGACCAGGUUGGCAGGGACAUGAGCCUCAUGAUGUACAUCACCGCAGGGGUCACGACGGCGAUCUUCAUAUUAAUACUCAUAGGGUACAGAGACCAUCCCCCUGUCCCCCCUAGUAGGGCGCAGCUGGUUGCAAUGCAGGAGACGGAGGGGCAGCACUAUCUCUCCUCCCUCUGGCGGCUCGUCAAGACUCUCCCUUUUGUCCUCCUCGUCAUAUCCUAUGGAGUGAACGUUGGCUGCUAUUACGCCAUUGCUACACUGCUGAACGCUGUCGUGCUCGACUACUUCCCCGGAGAAGAGGUGAACGCAGGGAGGAUAGGCCUCACCAUUGUUAUCACGGGGAUAGUGGGAGCCGUCUUGGCCGGGGUUUGGCUGGAUAAAACAAGAACAUUCAAGGGGACAUCACUCGGUAUCUACUUCCUGUCCAUGGGGUGUAUGGUGCUCUUCACGUUCACCAUGAAUACAGGCCACAUCUGGGUGGUGUUCGUCACGGCUGGGUCCUUGGGAUUCUUCAUGACUGGAUACCUACCGGUCGGCUUCGAGUUCGCAGCUGAGCUCACCUUUCCUGAACCAGAAGGGACAUCCUCCGGUCUGCUGAACGCGUCGGCACAGAUUUUCGGUAUAAUCUUCACUCUGGGUAUGCGAGCCAUGAUGAACAGACUGAGCGUCCUUAGUGCCAACAUCGCCGUGUGUUGCGCUCUUCUACUGGGAACGGUGAUGACAGCCUUGAUUAGAGCCACCUACAAACGUCAGGCAGCUGGUGGAGAGGCAAAGGGCAACCGGCUGAAGGACGUGUUUGGCUGGUGCUGCUGCUUCAGACGUAAAGGAAAUAUCGACAUCCAACAAUGAUAACAAUCAACCUAGAUCUGACAGCCUUCUUCACUGUAACCAAGAACAGCCUUCACAGUAACCAAGGACAGUUUUAAUAAAACAAGCACAGAGUUCAUCCAUCACAAAAUCAAACCAAGAUAAAUCUGAAAAAGGCACUUCCCAUUUGAACAACAGGUCAACAGAAACAGUACUCUUAAACACAAUUCUGGAGACAGUCAUGGCUUUGAGUUAUAACACAGUUUGAAGAAGGAAUAGUGUCACCCAUGUGUGUUCUUCCUGAGGUACGAAAGUAUUAACAAACAUGGUCCAGGCUUCAACAUUUUUCGGAACAGACAACUUCAAUCCCUUGCACGAUAGUGAGGAUAACAAAUGAGAAAUAGGGUAUGUCUGGGCGUCAUUUGUAGGGUCUACAAAUAAUGCCUAAUAUUAGCUCGCCUGACUGAGGGAGCUGAACUUUGGCCUGUAUAUUUCCUUCUUAUCACUAUACCAUACUCAUCAUUAGAUUUUAGUUUUCUGUAUAUAUGUAAAAAAAUAUUUUAAUAUCAAUACUAACGACAACUAUUUUAAGUGUCUGUCUCUUUAAAAUGUUUUUUUAGAUUUCGAGGUGAACUAAAGUGGCGUGGCACUGUUUUUCUGAUGUUUUUGUUGGAGGUAAAACUUUGUGUGAAUCCUCUGAGUUACCGUGUCACACAAACUUCCAUACCGUUUGUUCUUACAUCAGGUGAGCUGCAGAGCCGUGUGUCUUUAUUUUUAAGUAUAUGCAAUGUCUAUAUGGUUCAAAUCUCGAGUAUAUUAAUAAACCAUAUAUUAUUCAAA
Messenger RNA from Haliotis rufescens (red abalone), 2504 nucleotides. RefSeq names its product feline leukemia virus subgroup C receptor-related protein 2-like. Gene Ontology annotation, cellular component: membrane. Gene Ontology annotation, biological process: transmembrane transport; heme export. Gene Ontology annotation, molecular function: heme binding; heme transmembrane transporter activity. The record is from RefSeq and is a predicted model, not a curated record. The transcript has 12 exons. Lineage: Eukaryota; Metazoa; Mollusca; Gastropoda; Lepetellida; Haliotidae. The coding region runs from base 159 to 1706 and encodes 515 amino acids.